Molecule: messenger RNA, 538 nt
Organism: Pseudo-nitzschia multistriata
Lineage: Eukaryota; Bacillariophyta; Bacillariophyceae; Bacillariales; Bacillariaceae
Source: the annotation of a GenBank genome assembly
GCACCAGAACAGCAAGCGAGCCAGCUAGAAGCCAAACAAAGACACACACACACACAGACACAGACACACACAAAACACAAACCAUGAAUCCGACCCGUUCCGUCCUUCCACGCUCCGCCGGUGUCGCCCUGGCGGCGGUUCUUGUUCUGCUCGCCGCGACGGCUUCCGAGGCCUUUGUGCCGGUUGCCCCCGGCGCCGCUGCGACCCUUUCGUCGGCCUCCGCCCUGUGGUCCGAUCCAAGCCAGGGGGGASRGCAGCAGCCCACCGGGCGGCUCGAGCGCAUCGAGUUCAAGAUCUAUCCCGAYGGCCGGGUGGAGGAAACCGUCCUGGGGGUCCAGGGMGAGUCCUGCCUCGAGGUCACCCGGUCCAUCAACGAAAAGCUGGGCAACGUGAUCUCCACCACGCCCACGGAAGAAAUGUACCAGGAGGAGGUCCAGAUCGACCAGACCCUGUACAACAGCAACACGGAGGGCAGCGGCGACAGCGGUGCCUCCUGGGAAGGCUCCUCCUCGUGGUAAAACAAACGAAACCACAAAAC